Molecule: messenger RNA, 648 nt
Organism: Calidris pugnax (ruff)
Lineage: Eukaryota; Metazoa; Chordata; Aves; Charadriiformes; Scolopacidae
Gene: TMIGD2
Product: transmembrane and immunoglobulin domain containing 2
Exons: 4
Coding region: 94-648 (184 amino acids)
Source: RefSeq, a predicted model, not a curated record
GCGGGGACAAGCGGCGCUUUGGAGACCAGGGGGACCUUGGGGACAAGGACCCCUCGGGGGGGACGUGGCCCCUCAGAGCAGGGUGGCCCUGGGAUGUGGAGUCUUGGGGUCCUCAUCCUUCUCCUGGGUGUGGGUGCCCUGCGGGUGAGCCAGGAUCCAGGGGAGGCACGGGUGACGGCAGGUGACAAGGUGGCCCUGGUGUGCCAGGUGCUGGUGGCCGAGCCCUGGGACCUGCUGAGGCUGGAGUGGGUGAAGGACCCAGGGCACAGGGUGCUGUGUGACACCCGCCUGCACCCCACCGCCCUCCCCUCCCCCAGCCCUUGCACCCCCCGCCUCCACCUGGCCUGGGACCCUCCCUGGGCCAACCUCAGCCUCCGCCAGGCGCGGGGGGACGAUGCCGGGUGGUACCUCUGUCGGGUCACCAUCGAGAUCCCCUGCCACAGCACGGCCACCGGCAAUGGCACCCUGCUCAGCGUCAGCACAGCAGAUGGAGGACAUCAGUGGUGCCGAGGGGGUGGCCCCAGCUGGGUGCCCCCCUCGGCGCACCCCCCCAAGAAGCUGCUGCCACCCCCCACGGUGAUGGAGAACAGCACGUACGAGGAGGGGCUGCAGCGGGCACGGGACCCCCCCGCUGCCCCCCGACCCUGA